UUGUGUUUUGCAGGCAUCCCUCCGGACCAUCAGUGGCUCAUCUUCGCCGGGGAGCAGCUGGAGGACGAGCGCACACUCGCCGACUACGGCGUCCGGAAGGAGUCGACGCUGCACCUGGUGCUCCGCCUCAACGGCAGCGGCAAGGGCGGCAGCUACCCUAGGAACGUCGAGCCCAACCUCCUCCAGCUCGCGCUCAAACACCGCCAGCGCAAGAUGAUCUGCCGCGAGUGCUACGCCCGCAAUCCCAUCAGGGCCUACAACUGCCGCAAGAAGAAGUGCGGCCACUGCAACGAGCUGAGGUUAAAGAAGAAGCUGGCUUACAAGGACUAAAAAGGAAUGGAACAACAUCAGAAAGCGAUCAAUCCAUGGGCCGUUCAUCAGUUGAAUCCUAGUGUCUUACUACUAGUGUUAGCGUACUGUCUGAAUAGAAGUUUAACCUAGUCUAAGUUUCAUGCUGGAGUACUUAUCUGAGCAGAGGCAUGUAGCCUAAGAAACAGCUAGUUUAAGAUCCCUGUCGACCUUCGUUGUUAAUUUUCAAUGCAAAUAAACAUACUACGUAUCUUAAUCUAGCGAUCGAUUCUGAUCCUUUGUAUCUGCUUUGUAUGCCUUUUCUUCUCAUGCCUGAAUUUGUCAGUGUCACCUAGAGAUA
Panicum virgatum (switchgrass) is the source of this 649-nucleotide messenger RNA. Its product is annotated as ubiquitin-60S ribosomal protein L40-like. Gene Ontology annotation, cellular component: nucleus; ribosome; cytoplasm. Lineage: Eukaryota; Viridiplantae; Streptophyta; Magnoliopsida; Poales; Poaceae. Gene Ontology annotation, molecular function: ubiquitin protein ligase binding; protein tag activity; structural constituent of ribosome. The transcript is spliced from 3 exons. The record is from RefSeq and is a predicted model, not a curated record. The annotation marks the transcript as partial. Gene Ontology annotation, biological process: modification-dependent protein catabolic process; protein ubiquitination; translation.